Molecule: messenger RNA, 1044 nt
Organism: Electrophorus electricus (electric eel)
Lineage: Eukaryota; Metazoa; Chordata; Actinopteri; Gymnotiformes; Gymnotidae
Source: RefSeq, a predicted model, not a curated record
AUGCCUGUUAAAAAAUCUGUGAGUGAGUUGCCAGAAGUAUCAAAUGAGCCCCCUAAGAAAGACAUCAGUGGAUCCACCACCACAACAUUCACAAGCUCAGAAAAAACUCUGCCUUCCCCUGUAACCAAAACAGAGACCUACUCAAAGAGCUGGGGACCAAGCAAUGACAAUACCGAGCUGAAAACUACGACCAUUACAACAGUGACAACCCUUAACUCAGCCAAUGACAAUAAGAAAACUCCAAGUAAUACUCAGGACAGUUUUUAUGAUAGUCCGUUUUCUCCUGGUGUGUAUAUCAGUCCUGUCAGUCAGAAAAGCAGUCCUCCUAAUAUUCUGAGCUACAGGUCAUCUCAAUCAAAGUACGACGCUGGCACUGAGAGUGAAACUGCAUCCUCUGAACUUCGAUCAUCUACAGUUUCCUCAAGCAGAUCCACCACCACAACAUUCACAAGCUCAGAAAAAACUCUGCCUUCCCCUGUAACCAAAACAGAGACCUACUCAAAGAGCUGGGGACCAAGCAAUGACAAUACCGAGCUGAAAACUACGACCAUUACAACAGCAACAACCCUUAACUCAGCCAAUGACAAUAAGAAAACUCCAAGUAAUACUCAGGACAGUUUUGAUGAUAAUCUGUUUUCUCCUGGUGUGUAUAUCAGUCCUGUCAGUGAGCAAAGCAGUCCUCCUAAUAUUCUGAGCUACAGGUCAUCUCAAUCAAAGUACGACGCUGGCAUGACUCUCAGACAGACUCCAACAUUAUCCCCAACUAUGUACUCCUCAGCUGCAACUCCGUCUCUUUCCCAGGCAACUACGACCAGGACUGUCAGUAAAAGAGAUCUCUGCACGGUUUGUGGUAAAUGCAUUACUGGAGAAGGCAGGAUGAUUCUGGAAGACCUUCAGAUCUUCAGUCACAGCUCCUGCUUCAAGUGUGAGCUCUGCCGGAUCUCUCUGGGCGCUCUGGAGGCAGGCGACAGCCUGUGGGUGUAUAAGGGAAUGGUCCACUGUGAUAACUGCUACAAGAAGACCAAAGCUCAGUGGUUUCGUUGA